This is a messenger RNA of Anopheles cruzii, 804 nucleotides long. RefSeq names its product transmembrane protein 18 (gene Tmem18). Lineage: Eukaryota; Metazoa; Arthropoda; Insecta; Diptera; Culicidae. Gene Ontology annotation, cellular component: nuclear membrane. The record is from RefSeq and is a predicted model, not a curated record. The transcript has 3 exons. The coding region runs from base 254 to 691 and encodes 145 amino acids.
CUUAUAAUCGUAAACACCUAAAACUAAGGUUGUCCAAACCUGCGUCGAUUCCCAAAACCUGCGUUGCGUGAAUGAAAGCAUUGUGUGAUAUUAAAUCCAGCUUUUACUUGCUCGUCGCCCAUCCCUUAAUUUAAUAAUUUCACUACCCGGUGUUCCUGUUAUAAGAGAAAAGUAACCACCGUGGCACCGUGAAUGUUACUAGAAGAAAAUCAGUUUGUGAACAAAUACAGUCAGACCUACUCGUUCAGUAACCAUGGUGGAUGCAAAUUGGAUAGAAAUUAAUGAAAUCAAAGGAUUUCUCACGUUCCUAGCAAGUAUCGAUUGGUACGACCCGUGGUUGAUUGGACUAAUCGCAUUUCACAUAUGCAUAACAUCGACGGCUCUCCUCACCCGGAAUUGUGGAAAUUUUCAGGUGUUCCUGUUCUUCGUGCUUUUGCUACUGGUGUAUUUUUCAGAAAGCAUUAACGAGUAUGCGGCGAUUAAUUGGAGGAUUUUUUCGAAACAGCAAUACUUCGACGAUAAGGGUCUCUUCAUAUCGGUAGUAUUUUCGGUGCCCAUCCUACUAAACUGCAUGUUAAUGGUGGGGAGCUGGUUAUACCAAUCGACACAACUGAUGAGCCGGUUGAAAACGGCACAGCUGAAGCAACAGAUCCGACAAUCCAAUAGCAGGCAGCGGCUAAAGGAGGACUAAAAUCCGCAGAGCCAGGCUCGAUAUGGGGCUCGGAUCGUGCUCUGUUUUUACGGCGUUCGCUUGACCCAAGAAAAAGUGCAAACUAAGCAAAGGAAUCCACGAAACACUCAAAC